GCCAUGGAAACCCAUUCCAUGAAGCUCUCUACACACUGUUGUUGGGCUCAUCUGAAGGCCACACCAAGUUUGGAGGUCUUUAGCUAUUGACUCUGCGGACAGUUGAAGCCGUCUGCAUGCCUAGGGGCUUGAUUGUAUACACCUGUGUCCAUGGAGGGGAUUGGAACACCUGAAUCACAUGAUAUGGAGGGGAUUGGAACACCUGAAUCACAUGAUUUGGAGGGGAUUAGAACACCUGAAUCCCAUGAUUUGGAGGGGAUUCAUCACAUGAUUUGGAGGGUGGGAAAA
Staurois parvus is the source of this 288-nucleotide messenger RNA. The record is from the annotation of a GenBank genome assembly. NCBI's taxonomy places the organism in Eukaryota, Metazoa, Chordata, Amphibia, Anura, Ranidae.